This is a messenger RNA of Lactuca sativa (garden lettuce), 393 nucleotides long. NCBI's taxonomy places the organism in Eukaryota, Viridiplantae, Streptophyta, Magnoliopsida, Asterales, Asteraceae. The record is from RefSeq and is a predicted model, not a curated record.
AUGUCUAAUCUAGAAGUAUAUUGUUGUCUUGUGGGUAAACUUAAUUUCUUUACUUACACUCGACUGGAUCUUGCUUUUACAGUUCAACAUCAUAGUCAAUUUAUGUCAAAUCCAAGAUUAUCUCAUUUUGAAGUUGCUAUGCACAGUUUGAGGUAUAUUAAUAAUGAUCCAAAUCAAGGAUUAGUAAUAAUCAAGAAGAUUUCAAGCUACAAGCUUUUUUGUGAUUUUGACUGGGCUGCAUGUCCUCAGUCAAAAAGAAGUAUCAAUGGCUUUUUCAUUCUAUUGGGAGGAAGUCCAAUUUCAUGGAAGUCCAAGAAACAAGCAACCAUAUCAUUAUCAUCAGCAGAAGCUGAAUAUCGAAGCAUGAGGUGUGUUAAUGUUGAAUUAGCAUGA